GAAAGCUAGAAGUGUUAGAAAAGCAUGAACAUGACCAUCCUUUUUAAUCUUCAAGUAAACCACCCAUCUCUUCUUCUCAUCACUUUUCACACAAAAACAAUAAAAUAGAAAAAGACUUGUUCCCCUUUUCCAUUAAUGUUCCACCAAACACUCUACUCUACAAUCCUCAUACAACCACCAUAUUAGAGAGAGAGGAGAGUGAAAGUAGUCUGGUGUUCUGCAAAUCCACAGCGGCCAUGGAUGUUCAGAUCUUUGGCCUGAGAAAGCUGUUGUGUUUUAGUGUGUUUUUGGUGUUUGGGUUAGUGGGCGGUGCUUCAGCAUUGCGCGAAAGGGAAAACCCAUCGAGAAAUCAGUCCGGCGCUCAGAUCAACUCCAACUCGGUGUUGGUGGCGCUUUUGGAUUCGCACUACACGGAGCUGUCGGAGCUGGUGGAGAAGGCGCUUCUUCUCCAGACUCUCGAGGAAGCUGUUUCCCGGCAUAAUAUCACCAUUUUUGCGCCCAGGAAUGAGGCCUUGGAGCGGGAUUUGGAUCCCGAGUUCAAGCGGUUUUUGCUUGAGCCGGGAAAUCUCAGGUCCCUGCAGAAUCUGCUUCUCUUCCACAUGAUUCCCACUCGCAUUGAGUCCAAAAACUGGCCGGUGGAGUCACGGCGGGACGGCCGGAAUCAUCUCACUCUGUGCCGCGACGCCGGCGGGGAGAAUCUCAUUGUAUCGGAGAAGGAAGUGAGCGGCGCGAAGUUUGUUUCCCUAAACGACGUCGUUCGCCCCGACGGCAUCAUCCACGGCAUCGAGCGCGUGCUGAUCCCCAACUCGGUCCAGCAAGCUUUCAACGCGCGGCGGAGCUUGCGGUCAAUCUCCGCCGUCCUCCCCACGGGCGCACCCGAAGUGGACCCCAGGACUCACCGUCUCAAGAAACCCGCGGGCCCUACCCCCGCCGGCUCCCCUCCCGCUCUCCCCAUCUACGACGCCCUGGCCCCCGGCCCUUCCCUAGCUCCCGCCCCCGCCCCGGGCCCCGGUGGCCCCCACCACCACUUCGACGGCGAGAGCCAAGUCAAGGACUUCAUCCAAACCCUCCUACAUUACGGCGGUUACAACGAACUCGCCGAUAUUCUCGUCAACUUAACCUCCUUAGCCUCCGAAAUGGGCCGACUCGUCUCCGAAGGCUAUGUCCUAACCGUCUUAGCUCCCAACGAUGAAGCCAUGGCUAAACUCACCACCGAUCAGCUCAGCGAGCCCGGCGCCCCCGAGCAAAUCAUCUACUACCACCUCAUCCCGGAGUACCAAACCGAGGAAAGCAUGUACAAUGCCGCCCGACGUUUCGGAAAAAUCAGAUACGAUACGCUAAGAUUGCCCCACAAGGUCGUCGCCGAGGAGGCCGACGGGUCGGUCAAAUUCGGGCACGGCGAAGGAUCCGCGUAUUUAUUCGACCCGGAUAUCUACACCGACGGGAGAAUAUCCGUACAGGGAAUCGACGGCGUUCUUUUCCCGCCGGAGCCCACUAAACCUGCGGCUCCUAAAGCUUCCCCUCUCGCUAAGGUUGCCUCAAAGCCAAGAAGAGGCAAGUUGAUGGAAACGGCGUGUAGCAUGAUGGGGUCGUUCUGCCAUUGAAAACCUCGAACUGAAGAAACGAUACAAGCAAAAGACAUGAAAACACAAUGGGCGAGAGCAAACUGUGAGUACUGAAUAGUGCUGCUCAAAGACGCGCUGAAGCAUAGUUUGGUGAGUUUACGAAAGCAAUAGGUUUACAGCAAUCUCCCUGAAUAAAACCGUAGUCUUUAGGCCGAGGGUUGGGUCGGGUUGUGGAUGAAAAGAUGGAGGGAGGGAGGAAUUGAAGCAAUUUCCAUGGAAGAAGCACAGAUUAGAGCCCUUUCUCCUCCUCCCAAGAGUUUGUAGAUGGCAGAGAUGAAUGCAAUUCCUUAUAUCUUCUUGUUACAUACCUGGUAAUAAAAACACUUGUAAUUAAACACAUCAAUUUUUUCAUUUGUAUUUAAAAGUUAAAAGUCUGUCUUGGCCGACACUUCAUUGUAUACACUCAAAAAAAAAAAAAAAAAAAAAACCCUUUCUCCUCAAUCCUCAUCACGGGUGGUGUAUUUUUUAGACUUUUUGUGAGUCCAUUUAAGCUUUCUCAUAAUAUUCUUUUUAUUUGUAUCAUUUUUGCUUGUUCUGUAGUGCCUCGGAUGGAAUUGUAUACAUAUUAUUUAGUGUUUGGCAGUAUUACAAUCA
Messenger RNA from Ipomoea triloba (trilobed morning glory), 2219 nucleotides. Its product is annotated as fasciclin-like arabinogalactan protein 15. The transcript has 2 exons. NCBI's taxonomy places the organism in Eukaryota, Viridiplantae, Streptophyta, Magnoliopsida, Solanales, Convolvulaceae. The record is from RefSeq and is a predicted model, not a curated record. The coding region runs from base 237 to 1604 and encodes 455 amino acids.